Molecule: messenger RNA, 708 nt
Organism: Colletotrichum graminicola M1.001
Lineage: Eukaryota; Fungi; Ascomycota; Sordariomycetes; Glomerellales; Glomerellaceae
Exons: 4
Coding region: 1-708 (235 amino acids)
Source: RefSeq, a predicted model, not a curated record
AUGCCUGCCAGGGUUCUCGGCGAGAUUGCCUCCGGUGAUGCAGGUGUGGUCGCUGGACACAGCCACCAUGAGCACGCCUCCUACGCCACCCUUAAACCUGCGAACUUUGAAAGCACAAAGAAGCUCAGACCUGAGUCAGUCGAGGAGCACCCGCCACCCGAAAGCAGGGACACAAGCGGCUACAUCUCCACCAGGUGGGCCAGCGAGAGAUAUCCCGAGAAGAUCAGUGACAAGUGUGACCCGCCCAUCUGCAUUCACCGGCCCUUCUCCAUCACAGAGGUGGGCCAGUCAGCCAGCCGGCGAACUGAUCUCCAACCUGAUGUACAUAGUACUACUCACAAGAGGCCAACUCCGUACCCGAAGUCAGCGCCUGGAAUGGGUGACUUGAUUUCGUCACGCCAGAGACGGCGGCAAUGGAGGUACUCGACGAGUUUUACAAGGGCUACUCGCGGCCAGGAGACUGUUCCUCUGGCCGAGCUGGGAGCCAUACUGGAGCGCGAGACCGGUUGCGAGUCCGGGUUGUUGAGAAUGGAUGACUGGGUGACCCGAGCGGAGUCCCAGGGGAUGACUGUGUUAAGGGAGAGGCCUAGUUUUCAUGCUACGGGAAAGCCAAAAUUGGUACACCUGAAGUCAAAAGCCCAUAGCAGGUACAGACAAACAACGUCAAUGGAUGUGCGAGUCAUCAACUGGCCCAGAGCAAGGUACUGA